Spodoptera littoralis (African cotton leafworm) is the source of this 750-nucleotide messenger RNA. NCBI's taxonomy places the organism in Eukaryota, Metazoa, Arthropoda, Insecta, Lepidoptera, Noctuidae. The record is from the annotation of a GenBank genome assembly.
AUGAGCUUCGAAAAUAAAGUUGUAUUAAUAACUGGCGCCAGUUCCGGCAUUGGCGCCGCCACUGCAGUCGAGUUCGCGAAGCAACGAGCCUCUGUUGCCAUUGUAGGCCGGAAUGCAGUCAAACUACAAGCUGUCAACGAAAACUGUCAGAAACAUGGAGUAACUCCACUCAUCAUUAACGCAGAUAUCUCUAAAGAAGAGGCGGCAGAUGAAAUAAUAAAAAAAACAAUAGAAAAAUAUGGACGACUCGACGUUUUAGUAAACAAUGCAGGUAUUGUGAACACUGGUGGGUUGCUUGACGGAGCAAUAAUGAAGUCGUACGACAAAAUCAUGAACACGAACCUUCGAGCUUUGGUCACUCUCACCAGUGCAGCGGUUCCGUACCUCAUAAAGAGUAAAGGAAAUAUAGUCAAUGUGUCAAGUACGCUGGGAACACAAGCGACUCCAUUGAUGAUGGCGUACUGCAUAUCAAAAGCAGGUUUGAAUCAUUUCUCAAAGACAGCAGCAUUGGAGCUUGCGGGUUCUGGAGUGAGAGUGAACGUAGUGAGCCCUGGUCCAGUGGUGACUGAUAUCUUGGAGAAUGCUGGCUUGCCUAAUACUUGGGACGAGUGGAGUAAGCUAGUUCCUCUCGGUAAAGUGGCUCAUUCUCCCGAAGUAGCUGAUGUGAUCUUGUUCUUAGCCAGUGACAGGGCUCACAGUAUCACCGGUGGUAAUCUUACUAUAGAUAAUGGAAGUGUAUUGAAAUCAUAA